AUAUAUUUAUGUAUGUGUAUUUUUUCAGCUAUUGUUGAAAAUUAUUAUGUAUAAUUUUCUUCUGUGAAAUUGAAUCAGUUACAUAAAUACACGAAGAGAUAUUAGACCGAUAAAAAACAGGUGAUUAUGUUUUUAAAAAUCUUCUUUCGAGCAUGUCAGCAAGUGUCUUUGGCUAUAAAAAAUAAUGGACAAGUAAUACUUCUUAGAUUAAGAUUACAAAGUAAAACGACAAAGUGGCGAACCGGGAAUCGUACUACGACGUUCCAAAGAAGGUGAGAAUGUCGUCAGAAGUGAAGAAAAUCGAGGAAAAGUUAGAAAAACCGACGGAGAAGACGGAGAAAGAAAACGUGCUCGACAACAAGACGAAAGAGGAAAAUGAGAAGGAAGUUGAUGAAGUUAAGGAACCGCCAAAAAAGUCGUUAGUCAAACGAAUAAAAGAAGAAUGGCAAUUGAUUGCUAAAAUUUUGGAACUCGUUCUUUGUGCUCUAUGCUUGGGAUUCUUUUACCAGCCAGCAGCAAAAUCAGCAAACUUCGCCAAACACCACUUGGAGCAAGUAGGACUAAUUUUCCUCACUUUCAUCGGCUACCUACUGAUUAAUGCAGUAUUUAUCGUCAGCAAACUAAUUAAAGACAGGAUACCCUUCAGAACGUCAGCGACUUUUUCUCUGUUGGCAGCAAUACUAAAUUUUAUAGCUGGAAUAGUGCUGAUCGUGGAUCGCAGAAACAAAUUCCAAGGGAUAUACUACGAACCGCAAAUGUACCUGUUAGGCAUGCUGACAGGAUCCACGAUAUUGUGCUUUGUAAACUCAGCAGUAUACGGUUUGGAUGGUGUUUAUACGUUUUUGUUAAAGAAGGAUUAUUAAGUAUAGGAUUUGUUGUAAAAUAAAUUAUUUAAGAUUAUUUUUAUGUAAUAUUUUUAUAUUGUAAAAAAAAGCCUUAUCAAUUCCGUCCGACAUAUAAAAUUGAGUAUGACUUAAUAAAGUAUAUAAUUUAAAUAAACUUUUUAAGAAAACAAACAAACA
Sitophilus oryzae (rice weevil) is the source of this 1022-nucleotide messenger RNA. RefSeq lists its product as uncharacterized. The transcript has 3 exons. The coding region runs from base 279 to 863 and encodes 194 amino acids. NCBI's taxonomy places the organism in Eukaryota, Metazoa, Arthropoda, Insecta, Coleoptera, Curculionidae. Gene Ontology annotation, biological process: septate junction assembly. The record is from RefSeq and is a predicted model, not a curated record.